GAGUGCAUUCCCACUCAUACACACACACACACGCACACAGUGCAUUACUGUAUGCUGCUGAGGCGUUCACAGCCCGUGGGACACCCGCACACGCAGCGCGAGUCUCUGUUAUUACUGGCGGGAAACGACGCAACUUUUCAUGCCGGGAAGUGAGAGAAAAAAAAGCGAGGACUGGAGCGAGAGCAGCCAGCGCGCCACCUAGCGGCGGACAUGCAGCAACGCACCAGAGCUGCCCACUGUACGAUUAUAAAAACACCAGCGCCAAUGUUGUUGCUCCUCGUAGGAAGCUCCUCGGACGAGUCGCGUAACCUUUAACGCGUCUAAUCCACGCCACGUCUUUGCUCAGCGCGGUGGCUUUUCGCGGGAGCCUCACACGGGUGGCGGUGGAGCUGGUGAACGGAGUAGGAGAGGGGGGGAGAUCAGGACAGCAACACCUUCACCUCCAGCGUCUUCUAACGCAGUUUGCUCCGGGACUGCUUUUAAAGGAGGCGUUUUGUGAGCUCAAGCCCAAAGGACAAGAUCGUUCUUUGCCAGAUGAAGAAGCUCAACUGUCUUUAGACAGAGUGUUUUUCUCCAAUCUGUCACUCCACCUGCAAGCAAAUCCGCCCACUCAGGUCGGUGACAUACUGGGAAGUGCACAGCCCUCUCCUCCUCCCCCCUGACUUCUCUGAUGGACCAGAGAAUGAAGGGGGGUACCCCUCCAACGACAGACUCCACUCUGGAUGCCUCCCCUGCACCUGAGAACUUGGAGCAGGACCAAGAUAAACGAAAGCGGAAAGUAGAGGGGGAGGAUUCAGACACUUGUAGGAAAGAGGAGAGACGAGGGAAAAAAAGAGAAGGGGACAAGGGCGCAGUACUGGAAUUGCUCAUCGAGGGGCGCUGUGGAGGCGCGGGGCAGCAGCAGCUUCAGAUAUGUGGCAAAGACACGAGCUGCCCCGACGGGAAUGUGCGACUCCGGAUCGGAGUCCAGGCCAAGCGCACCAAGAAGCCGCCUAAGAUCUUGGAGAGCUACGUCUGCAAGCCCACCAUCAGAACCUAUCAGAGGCAAGUCCGAGGGGGGGCGCUGCCCAGCAGGAGCAGCUCUAACCUAGACGACGCAAACAGGGAGACCCUCUCAGGCUCGGACGGCGUGCAGACCGCAUCCAAACAAACUGCAACUGCUGCCUCGUCACCGCUUGGAUCGCCGCUAUUAUCACCGUCUUUAUCGGCAGCAUGCCCUACAGCUUCCGCCUCAGCGUCAGCCAUUGCCAGCUCAGGGACCAAGUCUGCCAAACAGGUUCCACUCAAACUGGCCGUUGACACAGAGGCAACGUCAGCUGGUCCGUCUGAGAGCGUAAAGAAAGAGAAGACUCCAAGCAUCGAUGACCAGCCAGUCCCUGCAGGUCUCAAACUUUCCUUGCCCUCAACAGACCAGAAAUCUUCCACGCCAUGCACCGAAACGCCUCUUGAAAGGGGAAUCAACAAGAAACACAAUGGUGUGGUGCAGACCAAGAACCAGAAAGGGCUUUCGAAUGGGAGAUGCUCUGAAGACAACAUUGGCGAUACCCCAAAAAUCAAAGCUGGGAAACACAGCAGCUCUUCCCCUGUUCCUUCUGUGGACACGUCCAAAACACCUACAAGUUCCUCUCAAACACAGCGCUGUUUGCCGGAUAGGAGUAACUCUCCCUCGACUACAGCAAAAUCAAAAUCUUCCCCCACUUUGGAUAUGUCUUCUGUCCAGUUACCAGUUCGGGAUCCUUCACUAUACCGCUCCAAAGACAAAAAGAAAGACAAAGAGCGGAAGAUAAGGAAAGAGAAACGGAAAGAGAGAAAACCAAAGGGAGAUGGACUGGAAAUAGAGAGAGUGAAAGGUGAUAGCAGAAAGGAAGAAAUGAAAAGGAAGAAAAAAGACAAAGGAAAAGAUGGUAAAUCGAGACACAGCAAAGAGCGACCAAUGUCUGACCAUAAAGGUGUUGAGGAACUGAAGAAUGGAGAAAAAGCUGAGAAAAACAAGGACAAGAUCAGAAAAGACGAUGCCAAAUCGAGCAACAGCGAUAAAUUAGACAAAACAUAUAAAAGUAGAUCAGAUGAGGGGGAUGUGAGAGAUAAUAUUUGCAAGCCAGUCAAAGAAGCUGAGCACCAAGCAACAGCAUGCGAUGACAAUAAGUCAAAAGAGAAGGAAGGCUUGAGACGUUCAACUGUGCUGCCAAAACAUCCCACAUCUUUGUCUGCUCUGCCUCCUCUUUCUCCCCAGUCCUUGCAAGAGCAGGACAGCAGGCCGCUGAAGAAACGUAAAGCUAGACGGCCUAGCUGGACAAAGUUGGUGCAUCGAGCUCAGAGGGCAGAAAAUCAGAAAGAUGAUUCUCAAACCAGCUUCUUCCAGAAUCCCCAGGCACCUAAUCGUCAGACUGAUGAGCUGACUCACUCGUCUCCCACUCGUUCCCCGACCAACAGCGCGCCCUCUGUGUCUUCCCCGAUCAAACCAUCAUCCCCGAAACUGAAUCAUUCCACAUUAGAACCCAGUCCGCCUGCUGCUCCCAAAAGCCCUGCGACUCCUACCAGAAAAAGAGGCCGCCCCAAAUCCCACUCCAUGAUCUACGAUGAACCUCCUCUUCGACUUUCACCUGAGGAAAUCGCCUUUCUGGGGUGUGACAAUGUUCCGCAAAACCCCAUACCGGAGUCGAGCCCAAAAAAACGCGGUCGUCCUCGCAAACAACCUAUGAAUCCAACAGACGUCACAGAUGAGAGCAGAGAUCCUCAUCCUUCUUCCGAAAAGGGAAACAGGCAGCUAAAGAUCAGGAAGCUCAUUAAUGAGAGGAAGAAAAGGAAGAAGAGGCGGCUUCACAAGGUAACGUCCGGCUUUACAGGGAAGGAAGCCAGUAGAAUUAAAGGUGCAGAGAACAAUCCAAGAGCAUAUAAGUCGUCUGAGUUGAUAGUGCCCACGCUCUCUGCCCUGUCCUCCUCCUUUGGGACCAAGCUGGGCCCUCUGAUCAAUGUGAGCAAAAGAGGAACCAUCUACAUGGGCAAGAGGAGAGGGCGCAAGCCUAAAGCCCAAACGGCUCAUCUGAAAUCCAACAGCUUCACUCAGUCAUCUUUGUUUACCCAUCCCACAGAAACAUCUCUCUUCAUUUCUCAGCAGUCCCAGCAACCUCCCGCCCACCCCUUUCCCUCUCCGUCUCUCACACACUCCAGUGGGGCCCAGAGUCCUUACAGUGAAGGAAGUGUCACAGAGCCAACAUCCACUCUGGUCUUUCCUCCCCCGUUCUCUCUCCCAUCCCCAUCUUCCUCCUGCACUUCACCCCGUCCCCUAUCCUGCUCCUCUGUCUCCCCCUUUGUGAAGAAGAGUUGUCCAUGCCAGGGCAGGCACCACUUCCUUUUUCACCAGUCGUCAUGUAAGCUCUCGUCUCCCACCCCUCCACUCCAUCCAACUCCCGGCUCCCCCGGCCACCUUAAAGAUCCGACCCCCUCACCCAGGAGUGAAUCUCACAGUGAGGAGACAUUGCCCAGCGAUAGUGGGAUCGGAACGGAUAACAACAGUGUCUGUGAGCGAGCAGAGAUGAGGGGUGCUAGAGGCAUGCUCAGGUUGGGUCAAGGGUCAGGGGGAAUUGUAGGUGGUCCGAAAAAUGCUUCUCUUGUAGACAGCUCCUCUCAUUUUCUUAUGGCCAGACACAAGAAUCCAGUCAGCAACUCAACAACCAUGGAGCGACACCGACAUAGGCACAAGCGGAGGGAUUACAGCUGCCCCUCUUCCUGUGCCUGCUUGUGCCCCUGCCCUGGACACAAUAACAAGUGCACUCAUUCAGAUUUCUUCCCUUGCCUUGGUCACAACGCACUGAAGAAACAGAAAAAUAAACACAAAAAGAAACACCAGCAGCUACUCAUGCAGGAUCCAGAGUUUCUGACUGAACUGGAAGAGCUCAUCGGUCAAUUCAGCGAAGUUCACAUCGGUCGGAGAGCCUGGGCUAGGGCGGAGCUGACACAGGGUUUUGAGGGAAGCGGGAACAUGCUCGGGGGCAGGCGCCAUCACUCCUCUCAUGCUCACCGCUCCAACGUCUUCAGGAUCAAUCUGAAUGGCUUCUAUUCACCUCACCCUCCCUCUUUUGCCGCAAAUCCCUCCUUCCCGCCACAGCCUUUCUACCCCUGUCAGCCGGUGCAUUGUAACAGGAAGCCAGAGCGCAGGCAGUGUGGCUGCCCAUCAAAGUUCCCGGAGAGCAUUGAGAACAUGGGCUUCUACAGCAACUACCCUCCAGCCACAACGCUGUACCACCACCUUCCCGGCUCAUACCCACUUCCCACUCCUCACCAGUAUGCCCCACAACAGCCCCACCAUGCCCACUUCCUGCUCAACCCUGCCAGAUUCCACAGGCGGAGGAGCAGGCUGCUGAGGGAGGGAGCUUUAGGGGGGGAGAUUGAAGGAAGCGGAGGAGGCCUAAACUUAGGAUACACGUCAAGCCUCCCAUGUGACUGUGGGCGGAGUGAACACAAACAUAAACAUAGGGAGAGGCCUUCUGAACGAAACAUGGAUGACGAGGUGGUAUUACAUGAUCAUGAGGAGGGCGAAGUGGUAGCGAGAGAAAGCUUCUCCAGUUCAAAGUCAAGGUUAAGUAUGGGACAAGGAGGCGGAAAAAAGGGGACAAGAGGAAUGGGCGGCGUGCUGUCCAAAGAGUCACCUUGGCUACGUGAGAAUGGAAACAAUUCCUUCUCCGCUGCCACAUCAUCAUCAUCUUUAUCAGAGAGAUCCAGACCUGCAUCUCUCUUCUCCGUGGGACUGGGCUCCUCUCACUUGUCUUCAUUUGGGGGAGGGUGGGGCGGCCUGGCCCACAGUUGGACAAAACCUGGGGGUGCAACAUUCCCAAAGUCCAGCUGGGGAUCCUUCAGUGGGCACACAGGCCGAAGAAUGAUCCCCUCCGAGCAUGAGGACGAUGACGAGGAAGAUAUUCAUCCCCUUCACCUGAACAGGACGUCCCCAUCCCCAACGCACACCAACCUGUUCACAUCAUCCACCGUGGCGAGAGGAGGACGUGGCUUGGGGAGCACGGUAGCCGCUAGGAACCUGGGGAGUGGAGGCAGGUUAUGGAGGAAAGACCAGCCGGCUUGGACAGAGAGGAGGGAAGCAGGCUUACAAGGUGACUCAAGAAGCCGCGGGCAGCUCAAAGGUGUGCCAACAGCACACAGAGAGGAUGGCAAAAACAAAAGGAGACCGGGACGACCCAGGAAACGCCCUCUGCCCUCCGCUUUGUCUCCCCCUGUGCCGCCACCUGACCUCUUGCCUAAUAAUAAUAAUAAUAAUAAUAAAAGUGACGCCAGAGGGAGGAGAGAGGGGAACGGGCCGGAGCGAGAUGGAGUGGGUGUCAGAUCGGUGCAGCAGGUGACGGAUUCUGAGCUGCAGGCCAAGAGGAAGCGAGGACGGAAGAGAAAACAUGACGCCUCUCCCUGUCACCAGAGUGUCGCAGACGAGGAGCCGGAGUGUUGCGACACACCCGCUGAAGGUUACAGCUAUACGGCCGUGGAGCAGCCCGCAUCGCACCCGGUCGGCAUCCAAAGAGACGAGAGGGGCGACGGUCCUCCAAGGAAGACGUUUUUGAGGGCGGGGCUUUACUCGGACGAUUACAAAACUACAGAUCCCCCCUCCCAGUUGUUUUCCAGAGGGAGUACAGAAUACAAACCAGGGGAGCGGGAAUACAGCCUUUUACCUGCACCCAUCCAUGUUGGGAAGUACUUGAGACUGAAGAGGAUUAAUUUCCAGUUACCAUAUGACGUCAUGUGGCUUUGGCAGCACAGCCAGCUUCAAAGGCAACCUGCCUUCCCGCUGAAGAGGAAGCGCCGUUACUGCCGCGUCAAGGAAAGGACAAUACCCUCUCAGCACGCAGUGGAGGAGAGCUCCAGUGACCUGGCCAGCCUCUUUCCUCACCUCGACAUGGAGCCUCUGACUGGCAGUGAGCGGAGCUUUGUGGUGACACAUCGCGUGUUCCUGGUGAGGAAUUGGGAGCUGGUGAGAGAGCGACAGAUCCGACUGAGGAUGGAGCGGAGGCCAGAGAGGGACAGCGAGGAGGAGGAGAGGGACUGGCGAGUUGUUUGCGGGGACGGAGCCAGUGGAGACGAUAGCCACAUCAAGUCAGAUGUACCAGUGGGGGUGGUGGAGGUGACCGUUUCCACCAGCAGUGACCCCCAGCACCGCGAGACUCCCGACACCCCCAGCUCACUCACUGCCAGCCCCCGUCCCACUGAGAGUCGGAACAGAAAAGAAGAAGACGGAGAAGAAGAGGAGGAAGAGGAGGAAGACAAACUGGGAGAUUGCAGCAGAGAGCAGAGGAGAAAACGGCUCAACGAUUUACUUUUGACCCUUCAGCAUUCAUAAGCUAACACACACACACACACACGGAGGUGUGAGCACUGAGAGGAAAAAGUAGGACCAGGCCCGUCGCCAGGACACAUGGACAGGUGCUGUUUUGACACUGGGAUACGACAACAAGCCAGAAAAAUGCAAGAAAGACAUCAUCAUGGCACACUGUGACAGAUGUUGAACCGCGCGCUUUGAAGGGCAUCACACCAAGGAUGCAACCAUGGCAACACCUCUUUUGUCCAGGCGGCGAGGCAUGAAAGAGAGAGCGGAUCAAGGAAAAACAGGCCAGCUGAAAAUGAAUUUGCACUAGUGCCGGAGCACGCUAAAAACUUGUGUGCAGGCUCAAAAGAAAACACACUUUCUUUGAAAGACUGACCUAAGAGUGGAACAUGGCUACUAACUACUGUAGGUCAGAAAGGAAGCUUCCAAAGUCACAUUGCACCUUGAGGAAAGGGAGGAAGCACGCCAGCUGAAAAGCUCCCCUUUGGGUUUUCUUCACUUCAAGACAAGGGUUGGGGGGUGGGAGUUUCAGGGGUGGGGGGUUAGGUAUCGAUGCAAAAGAAUUUCUAAUAAGGUUUUAAAGAAAGACGUUAUUUUUCUGUGCUGUCUGCUAAAGAACUCUAUGAAGACUAGGAAUGUUUAUUUUUCAGUAUUGCUUCCUGAGGGUGAAACGCAGUGACGUGUGGUGAGGUUCAUGGCUGGUGAGGCACUGUUACUGACUCCUUUGUUAAUACAGGUUGCUCAUUAAGAGGAUAACCAAAACAAGAGGAGAAUAAUUCACUUUGGUUUAUUUUUUUCAUAAGCUGAAAAACAUUUGUGUUUUGACCUUUUAUUUGUAUAUGAAGUACAUGCGCGAAAAGUUCUUUGUUGUAAAAGUUUGAUCACCUCCUGGUGAGCUUGGGUGUGUAAUCCUCUAUCGUGGCAGUCAAAUUCCUUCAUUCAGCAAAGCAUAAAGAAAAAAAAAGCUGGAAGGACAGUGACAAGCACCUUCCAGCUCACGCACGCCCCCACCCCUUCAGGAUGCAGUGGUACUGCAAGUGCCUCCCUUAUGACAUUUCUAUGUAUUUUCAUUAGGGCUGUCAAACACAGCGCGUUAACGGUGGUAACUAAUUUGUUUCAUUAAUUACGUUAAAAUUUUAAGUGGGCUGACAAAUUAUUAAACAUUAUAAUUCAUUUAAUUGAAACUAAAUAUGGCCAUUUUUACUGUGUUUUAUGAACAAAAAGAUAAAUGACAGGAGACAAUUAUAUUACAUUUAUAUGUAUUAGCAGCACCAAAUGAACUGAAACUAUAACUCAAGCUAAAAGAUAGCACACAUGUCUGAAAAUGUAUUUAUAGUCUCUUUAAUAGUAGCACAACAUCUGAAUCACACUUAAACUGUGUUAUAACGAGCCAUGGAGGGUUGCAGUCAAAGACACCAAGUAAUUGAAGUUGAAUUCACGUGUGUACUUAAAUGCAUGAAAUUGUACUUCCGUCGUAAGAGUUAUGUUCGUAAGUGGAUAAGAAUAUCCACUUCAUGUUUUUUUUUUGUCUUUCUGUUUAAUUAGACCACACAUACACGCCUAAUAAAGACAUUAUUGUGAUUUUUGGAGUGUGGAGAUACAUACAGUAUAUGGUGUUGGAAUUGCACUGCUGUUGAUGUGCUCAGGUCAGAAUAAAGUUACAAAAGAGCGUCAGACUCAGUGUGACUGUGUGGGGAAACUACACUAUGCUUCCGUCUGCCGUCAUAACAGAGAGGCGGGGCUUGACAUGAUGCGUGUGAGUUAAUUCCGCAUAAAAAAUUUUACGUAAUUGAUUAAAUAAAUUAGUUACCACUGUUAACGCGCUAUUUUUGAAAGCCCUAAUUUUCAGCAUCAUUAAUGCAUGCGCAUCAUGUCGAGCCACAUCUCUCUGGUAUGAUGGCAGACGGAGCCACAAUGGGUCUCCACAGUCACACAGAGACUGCUCCUCUUUAAUAGCUUUAUUAUGACCUGAACACAUCAGCGCCAUAUAGUAUAAGUAUCUCCAACUCACACACAAGUCUCUAGUCAGCUCUUCAUGGAAACGACACUUCCUCAUUGUCACUAGACGGCAGCAAGGUGAAUUCAUUGACACUCCGAAAAUCAGAGUACAAUUUGCUGCAUUUAAAGUAUGCUUGGAAAUCCAGGAAAAUACAUCUACACUCAAAACAUGUCAAUUCAACUUAAGUUACGUGAUGUCUUUCACGCAACCCUUCAUGGCUCACAAUAACACGGUUAAAGUUGUGCUACUAUUAAGAGACUAGUGUUAGGCAAAUACAUUUCCAGAUGUGUGCUAUCUUUUAGCGUGACUUAUCUUGAUUUAAAUGUUCAGUUCAUUUGAAGCUGUAAAUACAUACAGAUAUAUAUAAUCCUGUCCUGUCGUUUAUCUUUCUCUUCAUAAAAUACAGCAAAAUAGUGGCAAAUGGUGAUUAAUCAUGAUUCAUUCAUUUGUUCAACUGUGAUUAAUUUGAUGAACAUUUUUAAUAAUUUCAAACACAUUGUCCGAUCAGCAAGAAUAAUGGCGUCACACUUGCAUAAAAGAUGUUACACGGGCUGUAAAAGUCAUGGUGUGUAAAACAUGUUUCUGCAACAUUAUAUUAUUGGCCACAUGCUGACAAACCCAAACUGGCAGACACCCUGCUCCAACUCAGUGUGCACUCAGACGGUAGGCUGGCCUUGCACACUAAGCCGGCAAGGCACGCUCACAGUGGCCUCAACUUAGGUUUGUUCCCUGUAUUUGAUCAGGAAAUCUGCAAAUUCCACCAUUUUUACUGAAAGGAAAACUGCAUUUUUUUUUUAUUUUGCUCAUCAUCCACAAUCCUUAUGUCAGACAUGAACACAUAUGUCUUUCUCUUUUUUGUGCGUUCUGAAGAUAUAAAACAACUAAAAAGACGCAGCUCAGAAUGCACGUAAUGGGAAACACGUGUUCCGCCUAUAAAGCCUUCUGAAAAAAAAUCCAAACGCUCCAUUUACACUUCAUUUACUGUACAUACAAUGUGACGUGCAUAUUAACCAAGCUACAGCGACAUUGUUAUUAUUAUUAACAUUGUUACGCCGAUCGAACUAUGUUACUGACCCCAGGUUAUUGACACCUCGCCACACCACACCAGCUAGCUACUAGCCGGCUAGCAACUAGCUUCACCACACACUCGCUCCCAAUGCCUCAGGCCACUACCAACAGGUAAUGCUACAUAUUGGACCUGCUGCUGUGUUUUUAUUUUUUGAGUUUGGAAAAGUUAAUGCUAGGCGUAGAUGUUCUUUUCUACGUUGCUAUGUGAAAUCAAUGUGCCCGGAAGGAAGUUCUGGUGAUGAUUAAAAUGUAUUAUAUGUUAUCAUGAAUGUAACUGUUACUACAUGCUCACAGCAUGUAUAAACAACCAUAAACCCUUGUGGGAGGUGUUUUAAUAGUGGGCUGUCUCGGUGGCAUAGGUGUAUCCCAUUACGUGUCUCCUUUUAUCUGUUUUUUUAUCUUUAGAACGCACAGAACAGAGAAAGACGUGUGUUCAUGUCUCACAUAAGGGUUGCGGAUGAUGGGCAAAAUUCAAAAAAAAAGUGCACUUUUCCUUUAAGCCUAGCUCACGACCAGUCGUACGAGCUCCUGCAGCCGGUCCGCGAGGGUGUGUGUGUGACGUGCAGAUUUUCAAGCCACAGAGGUUCUUUGGGAUGUCAAACAAACUACGGGCGCUUAUAUUUUUUUCAGGUUGCAAGACAAACUGAGACACUUUGUACGUCUUCGUGCCAACGUGUGUCUUUCGUACGUUUUGCUGGUGUCAGGUUUGGGCAGUUUUUUUCGUACGUCGCACUUGUAGACUCCUAUUGUGUGUCGUGCACCACAUGUGCACCCCGCAUACGUAAUUAGUAGGGAUGCUCCGAUCAGGGUUUUAUGCUGCCGAUUCCGAUACCAAUCAUCCAUGAGUGACAUCGACCGAUACCGAUCGCAUGGAUUAAUUGUACAUUUUGCAAUUUAUUUCUGAUUGAUGAUGAGUGCUAUUGGCCAGGGCCGCCGUUAGACAAUUCCAAGGGCCCCUGGCAAAUACUUCAUAUUCAUUAAACAACCACACACAAAUACUGUUUGGAGGACAAGACAUAUAGUAUUAUGACAACGAUAGACACUUGAAAAAGUUAGUAUGUACCCGAUGAACGUAAUAGCCCAUGGGCCAAAAACGAGCUCCAAACUAACAGCAUUGUUGUUUCUUUUAAAAACAAAAUGUAACUGUGGUAAAAAGUAACAUUUGGAGUCCGAAGAUGAGGAGCUAGGCAAAGCGUGUAAAGAAAGAUGCAAGAGAAGUCGAACAGCGAUAGGUUUGAUAAGGGAGUGGUCAAACACGCUGGCAUGGAUUGGCGUAGCCUGUGGCAAGCUGUCAAACUGAAACCAUUGAGGUUUUACAGACUAGUGUUGAUUGCCACGGCAAUACGGGACAAAUGCGUUUCUUGUCGGUUCAAUAUGGGUGUUGUCAACCCUACGUGACACAGCACACUUGCACAUUCAUGUCAUGUCUGUGUUGUCCUGACAUGAACUGUCAUGUCGCGGCUGCACGACGAGCGGUUUGUCGAAUUUUUUCUGAUUUUCCGAUCACAUGCUUUUUACGGAAAGCGGCCGAUACUAAUCGGCGGCUGAUCUAUCCGACCAUCCCCAAUAGUUAGUGCGGCAGAUUUUUCCUGUCCUCCACACGUGUCAACAUCUUACUCCUUCAUGGUCACCACAACUACGUUCUCCAUGAACAAAACAAAAUGCAGCGAUUUGCGGAACACCAAAAAUCGCACGGUCCAAAAAAUCCUACAUCCCGUUGUGACCUUAGCUUUGAUAAAAAGUUAAAAACGAUUAGAAUCAUAAAGAAAAGACAUCUAUGUUCCACUUCAAUGGACAAAUAUGAAUAUUUUAUGUUUGUGUGCCUCACCUGCUUCCCCUGCCCACAUGUGACUGGUGAAAUGUGUCUUUAUUUCCAUCAGAUUGCCUUUGAGAAUGUUUUAUUGACAAUCAGAAUGUCCCGGGGCGUCCAGGAAAGACAGGAAGCGGUUUUGACGUAGAAGUGCCAUGCUGUCUUGUGUCGAUCGAAGCAAUAUCUCCUGUGAUAAGGACUAUUAUAUUAGGAUACAUAUCGUAUAUCUUUGUCAUGUUCGAUUGAGGUUGUGUACAAAUGCAUAGAUAGUUGUCACUUUCUAGGGCAUAUUUAGUUUCAUGUGAAUGUACAUAGAAGAUAAAGCUCUAUACAUAAGACAUCAUCUUUUUUUGUUUUUGUUUUUGUUUUUUUUUUUUUUACAACUGACCAAUACAUUAAAUGUCAUUAGACUAUGAUUGUAUACUUUUUUUCUUUUUAGACAAGCAUGUUUUUUAUUGGUCAGACAAUCAGUGCUUAUUAUUUCUUGUCUUUUUUCUUAAGUAGCGUGGCUUUUUUAUUUAAUGAACAAGCCAAGAAAGUGCAAUUUCUUUCACUGUUUACAUAUCCUGCGUAUAUUUUUCCUCCCCUUUCCUUUUUUAAUGCAAGUGAUGAUUAACUUUCUAGCAAAGGUACAACUAAAACAACAAAAAAAAGCUAUUUAUCUAGAUUGCAUGACAUGUAACCUUUGCCUGCUGCCUCUCAAUGCAUCUGGAAAAAGUCAAUUGCCAUAGAAAGUAAGCUUUUUUUUUGCUUCUAUAUCCGAUAAUGAUAAUAAAAACCUUUUAUGUCUCAGAACUAAACCACGCUUGGACAAACA
Molecule: messenger RNA, 12016 nt
Organism: Dunckerocampus dactyliophorus (ringed pipefish)
Lineage: Eukaryota; Metazoa; Chordata; Actinopteri; Syngnathiformes; Syngnathidae
Product: histone-lysine N-methyltransferase ASH1L-like
Exons: 14
Coding region: 671-6337 (1888 amino acids)
Molecular function (GO): DNA binding
Source: RefSeq, a predicted model, not a curated record